AAUCCCAUGCGUAACCGUAGGUGACAACGAUACAGAGGAGGUGCGUCGUCGUAACAGUCAUGUACACAGUGGCGGUAAUAGUCCCAGGCAACAGCAGCAGCAGCAACAACACCAGCAUCAGCAUCAGCAUCAGCAAAUACAAGCUGCAUCCUCCUCACAUCAUCACCACCAACAACAGCCACAUCAGCAACAGCAUCAACAUCAGCAACAAGUUGUACAGCCGCAGCCACAGCAACAGCAGCAGCAGCAGCAUCAAUACCAACAGCCUGCUCAACAACAACAGCCGAACAUAAAAUAUGAACCGGGCCAAUCGCAAAAGAAGCGCAUUUUGGCCAUGGCACAGAAUGAGUGUUACAACAAUGGCGGUAACGCAGCUGGCUGCAGUGGCAGCGGCAGCAGCUUAGGCAACCAAACAGCUAGUUUGCCACAUUUGCCAACCAAGCAGGAGCCAGCCGAAUUUUACGAGUAUCCGCCACAGCAGGCUCCUACAGUCGUAGUCGAUAACAAGCGCUCCUCAUGGGCAGCCGCAGCCACACAGGCACAACCGGCACAUCACAAGCGCGAGGUCAUCUCCACGGCACCAUCUGGAUCGGCAUACGUACAGCAUGCACCGUCCUCGUCAGCAGCUGCUGCUGCACCGCCAUUGGCGCAUUCGAAGAGCUCAUCGUCGGCAGUUGGCGGUGUUGUGGCAGUAGGUGCUGUCUCAGGUGCCGCUGCAGGUCCGCCAUCGUGGGGUGCACCGCAAGUGUAUCAUCGCCAACAGCAAACUCAUACAGCUGUACAAGUUGUUGCACCAUCAGCGCAGCAGCAACAAUCACAACCACAGCAUCAACAUCAUCAACAUCAAGCGAAUACACCGAUUGGUGGUUCGCCAGCCGCUGCUACAGCAGUAAUGUUGCAGCCGGAUAUAUAUGCACAGGGUGACAUGUACCGACGUCCAACGGUGUUUGUAUCGCAAGCGACUCCAACAUAUGCGUACAAUCGGGCUGCAGUUGCACCGCCGCCAGCACACAACAGUUCGAGUCGUCAGGUAAUACCAUCGCAUCCACUGCCCGCUCAUAUACAUUUUCCCACACAGUAUAGCCAAUUUGGUCCUCUGAGUCCAGCACAAGUUGCCGCCAGCAAGCAUGCGCAUUAUGCUCCGGCGAAUAUAUGGUACGGUGGAGAAUAAACUGGUUUAAAACACUCGAAUCUUUUCUAACUGAUUGUGUUGGCAGCAACAGCAGAUUUAAGAAAACCAAAUGCAGUAAAAAGAAUUACAACCACAACAACAACAA
Molecule: messenger RNA, 1277 nt
Organism: Rhagoletis pomonella (apple maggot)
Lineage: Eukaryota; Metazoa; Arthropoda; Insecta; Diptera; Tephritidae
Exons: 3
Coding region: 335-1171 (278 amino acids)
Source: RefSeq, a predicted model, not a curated record